UCAUCUUGAUGUUUUUCAAUAUGAUGUAUGCCAUCAGAUUAAUAAUGCUUGAUGUUAUUUACAUAACUGCUCUUCCUUUGUGCUUUUAAUAUUCUUUCAAGUUUACGCUUUGCAGCAAAAGCACGGAGUAGAGGGAAAUGACACUGCAAUUGCCUUUUAUUCUUCUCUUUAAGACAGCAAAUCUUUAUUAAUCCUCUCUGUUGGGUAACAAAGCUUCUUCACCUUUAAUCCAACCUCUGCCAAAGGGAUCAACAAAAUGAUGUGUUCUGGUGGGGCGCUAAUUUGCUCUGACAGCCAAGAAUAAAAAAAGUGAUCCAAUCAAGAACAAAAAAACAUGCCAAAAAAAAUGAGUAAAGUUAGUACAGGUGCUGUGUAGUAUAACACAAAAUUUACUUUUUUUUUUUACUUAUUCACACCUCCCCAAUGAAAAAACAUGUACUUUUUAUUUUUUAUUCUUUAACUUAGCUCUUUACUUUGCUGAUGCAUUGUGCUUAUAACCUUGACCCCCUCCCACUCCUAAUUCUUACUUGUUUGCUUUCUUAUACCCCAUUUACCUUUUUUUCCACUGCCUAUAGUAUAAUCCGCAAACAGCACGAACAGGUGUUGAUCCUAACAAAGUUUAAAAGAAAGAAUAAGACUUUUAAAGACCCUGAAAUCACUAAUCCUGUUUGACCAUUACUUGGAAAAGAAGGUAUUGAUUUUCUGUGCAUUUAAAAACAGAAACUGAGCUGGAUGUUGCUGAGCAAAAACUUUCAGUAAAGAACAUCAUUCGGAUAGGAGGACGACUCUGUGGGAUCAAGCUAAAUAUUACAGAUAGUAAGAUUGUUCCUUGGAGUCCUGGUAUAACUGCCACGAGACAACAUGUUUUGCCUCGGUUGUAAUAUUCGUAGAAGCUUUACAGUGCCUCUCGUCUAUAACUCCCAUCAGGAAAGAUCUGAAGCAUCAUUGUCUCCAUGUGCUGUUACUAGAAAUUCCAUAACUUCUCUAGCAGAUCUUUUGGAGGUGUCUAGAUUUAUGUUACAUUAUCAUGUCCGCCGUUCAAGAACUUAUUUUAGCUCCAAACAACUUGAAGUGCUUGAGGAAGCAUUUCAAAAAACACCAUACCCAGAUCUGGUAACAAGAGAACAGUUGGCUGUCUCAAUCAAUCUUCCAGAAUCACGGAUUCAGGUGUGGUUUAAAAAUCGUCGUGCCAAGUCCCGAAAACAUCUGAGACCUAGAGAAGAAGGGGAUCGCCUACCAGUAGAAGUGAAUAACUCAAAAAAAGAGAGACCUAAGUGCCAGAGCAACUGGCCAGUGUUAGAGACAAGUAAUUAUAUAAAUAAAUGUGAGGAAUAUCCUUUUUCAAAUUCCCAAAAAUGGGUCAGUCAGAUGCAAAAACACAUUCAAAUUCCGGGGUUGACAUAUUUUCCACAGCCCCUCUUUACUACUACUUUUUCCCCUAACUCACGGCGCUGGAUUUACUUGGAAAAUGACGUCCAUGGCCUGAAUUAAAAUCGGUGCACUUUCUCUAAAGCGGUGAAUACUACUGCUAUCACUUGUUACACUGUAUCAGGAAGCCAGUCGGAGAAAUCCAUUUUGUAGUUCUUUGAAAUCUAGCACUUAUGAUAAAUGAACAAAUAAAACUGUAUUUUCAGUGUUUUAUGUGUGUUG
This is a messenger RNA of Rana temporaria (common frog), 1650 nucleotides long. Its product is annotated as diencephalon/mesencephalon homeobox protein 1-B-like. The coding region runs from base 862 to 1491 and encodes 209 amino acids. NCBI's taxonomy places the organism in Eukaryota, Metazoa, Chordata, Amphibia, Anura, Ranidae. The transcript is spliced from 4 exons. Gene Ontology annotation, molecular function: DNA-binding transcription factor activity, RNA polymerase II-specific; RNA polymerase II cis-regulatory region sequence-specific DNA binding. The record is from RefSeq and is a predicted model, not a curated record. Gene Ontology annotation, biological process: regulation of transcription by RNA polymerase II. Gene Ontology annotation, cellular component: nucleus.